CCGGCGCUGCCCUCCCGCCGCCGCCGCCCUCCGCGCCUCCUCGGGCGGCCCCGCCCCCGUUCCCAUCCCCCUCGGCUCACCUCCGACUGUGCCGCGCGCGAGGCGGAGAGAGGCGCCGGCCGCCGCAGCCUCGGUGCUGAGGGGCGAGAGCCGGGCCCCUAGCCGAGCUGACAGGAGGAGCGCCGAGAGGCCCCGCCGUGCCGGAGCCGAACGCCGAGCCUCCGGGAGGCGUCCGAGGGCUCGCGACGUGCUGCGGGAGUCGCGAGCGGGCGGGCGGCACGGUCCUCACAGGAGACCCCCGGGACUCCGACUGGACCCUGAGGUGCGGCGCGCCCCUCCGAGCGGCAGUUUUGUACUAAAAGAGCACAACCAUGUUUCGGAAUAGUCUCAAAAUGCUUCUUACUGGUGGGAAAUCAAGUCGUAAAAACAGGUCAAGUGAUGGAGGAAGCGAGGAACCACCGGAUCGAAGACAGUCAAGUGUAGAUUCUCGCCAAAGCCGCUCUGGGCAAGGUGGCAUCUCCACAGAAAGUGACUGUGCUUUUGAGCCAGAUUAUGCUGUUCCACCACUUCCAGUGAGUGAAGGUAUGCAGCACAUUCGGAUUAUGGAGGGCAUGUCUCGCUCUCUUCCAUCCUCCCCCUUACUCACACAUCAGUCUAUCAGUGUUCGGCUCCAACCUGUGAAGAAAUUAACUGCCCCUCUGAGGAAGGCAAAGUUUGUUGAGAGCCCACGAAUUCCAGAAUCCGAGCUUGGCUCCCCAACUCUCACUUCAGCUCAGAAACUGGACGUGGAUGCAUACUGCCCUGGGGAUGCUGAACAGGAGCUUGGUCCCCCUCCAUCUGUAGAUGAGGCAGCAAACACACUCAUGACUCGUCUGGGUUUCCUCCUUGGAGAGAAAGUCACGGAAGUUCAGGCAGGUGACCAAUACAGCAUGGAGGUUCAGGAUGAAAAUCAGACCUCAGCAAUCACCCAGCGGAUAAGUCCCUGCUCCACCCUGACUAGCAGCACUGCCUCUCCACCUGCCAGUAGCCCCUGCUCUACCCUCCCACCAGUCAGUACAAAUGCAACUGCCAAGGACUGUAGCUACGGGGCUGUCACCAGCCCAACCUCCACCCUUGAAAGCAGAGAUAGUGGCAUCAUUGCUACAUUGACAAACUAUUCUGAAAACAUGGAGCGUACAAAAUAUGUUGGAGAAAGCAGUAAAGAAUUAGGAUCUGGAGGAAACCUAAAACCAUGGCAGUCCCAAAAAUCCAGCAUGGACUCCUGUCUGUAUCGAGUAGAUGAAAACAUGACUGCCUCCACCUACAGUCUGAACAAGAUCCCAGAGAGGAAUUUGGAAACAGUGUUGUCACAGUCAGUGCAGUCUAUUCCUUUGUAUCUCAUGCCUCGGCCAAAUUCAGUAGCAGCCACCAGCUCCGCCCAUUUGGAGGAUCUUGCUUACCUGGAUGAGCAGAGACAUACUCCUUUGAGAACGUCUCUUCGGAUGCCAAGACAGAGUAUGGGUGGCGCUCGCACACAGCAGGAUCUGAGAGUUCGCUUUGCACCUUAUAGGCCUCCAGAUAUCUCCCUGAAGCCUCUUCUCUUUGAAGUGCCCAGCAUUACUACAGAGUCUGUGUUUGUUGGCCGGGAUUGGGUUUUCCAUGAAAUCGAUGCUCAGCUUCAGAGUUCCAAUACCAACGUGAACCAAGGAGUAGUGAUUGUGGGAAACAUUGGGUUCGGCAAAACUGCCAUCAUCUCCAGACUGGUGGCCCUCAGCUGCCAUGGUACACGGAUGAGACAGAUCGCCUCGGACAGCCCACAUGCCUCCCCCAAACAUGUGGAUGCCAACAGAGAGCUGCCACUCACCCAGCCGCCUUCCGCCCACUCAUCUAUCACCAGUGGAAGCUGCCCAGGAACUCCAGAAAUGCGCAGGCGGCAGGAGGAGGCUAUGCGAAGAUUAGCCUCACAGGUGGUUGCCUAUCACUAUUGCCAAGCAGAUAAUGCCUACACUUGCCUAGUACCAGAGUUUGUCCACAAUGUUGCUGCACUGCUCUGCCGCUCACCUCAGCUGACAGCUUACCGGGAACAGCUUCUUCGGGAGCCUCACCUGCAAAGCAUGCUGAGUCUUCGGUCCUGUGUUCAAGACCCCAUGGCCUCCUUCCGGAGGGGAGUCCUGGAGCCCCUGGAGAAUCUCCACAAAGAGAGAAAAAUCCCAGAUGAAGAUUUCAUCAUUUUAAUUGAUGGAUUAAAUGAAGCAGAAUUUCACAAACCGGAUUACGGGGAUACAAUUGUAUCAUUUCUGAGCAAAAUGAUUGGAAAUUUUCCUUCUUGGCUCAAACUAAUUGUAACAGUUAGGACCAGUUUACAGGAAAUUACCAAGUUGCUGCCUUUCCAUAGGAUUUUUUUGGAUCGACUAGAAGAGAAUGAAGCCAUAGACCAGGACUUGCAGGCUUACAUCCUGCACCGGAUACACAGCAGCUCAGAGAUCCAGAAUAACAUUUCACUUAAUGGCAAAAUGGACAAUACUACAUUUGGCAAACUCAGUUCUCAUCUCAAGACCCUCAGCCAAGGGUCUUAUCUCUACCUGAAACUCACAUUUGACCUCAUAGAGAAAGGCUAUCUAGUGUUAAAGAGCUCUAGCUACAAAGUAGUUCCUGUUUCACUCUCUGAGGUUUAUUUACUCCAAUGCAAUAUGAAGUUCCCAACUCAGUCUUCCUUUGACCGGGUGAUGCCUCUCCUGAAUGUGGCAGUGGCCUCUCUCCACCCACUGACUGAUGAACAUAUCUUCCAGGCCAUCAAUGCUGGUAGCAUUGAAGGCACACUAGAAUGGGAAGAUUUUCAGCAGAGAAUGGAGAACCUCUCCAUGUUCCUAAUCAAGCGCAGAGACAUGACUCGAAUGUUUGUGCAUCCUUCUUUUCGAGAAUGGCUUAUCUGGAGAGAAGAAGGAGAGAAAACCAAAUUUCUCUGUGAUCCCAGGAGUGGUCACACAUUACUUGCCUUCUGGUUUUCCCGCCAAGAGGGGAAACUAAACAGACAGCAGACUGUUGAACUGGGACAUCACAUCCUCAAAGCACACAUCUUUAAGGGUUUGAGUAAAAAAGUUGGUGUAUCAUCCUCCAUCCUCCAAGGUCUCUGGAUCUCCUAUAGCACAGAAGGUCUUUCCAUGGCAUUGGCCUCUUUACGAAAUCUCUACACUCCAAAUAUAAAGGUCAGCCGACUGCUGAUUUUGGGAGGUGCCAAUAUUAAUUACCGGACAGAGGUUUUAAAUAAUGCUCCAAUUCUAUGUGUCCAGUCUCACCUUGGUUACACAGAAAUGGUGGCCCUGCUUUUGGAGUUUGGGGCCAAUGUAGAUGCCUCUUCAGAAAGCGGCCUGACUCCUCUGGGGUACGCUGCAGCAGCAGGGUUCCUGAGCAUUGUGAUGCUGCUCUGCAAGAAACGGGCCAAGGUAGACCACUUGGAUAAGAAUGGGCAGUGUGCUUUGGUUCAUGCUGCUCUGCGAGGUCAUCUAGAGGUUGUCAAGUUUCUGAUUCAGUGUGACUGGACAAUGGCUGGCCAACAACAAGGAGUGUUCAAGAAGAGCCAUGCCAUCCAGCAGGCCCUCAUUGCUGCAGCCAGCAUGGGUUACACUGAGAUUGUCUCCUACCUACUUGAUCUUCCAGAAAAAGAUGAAGAGGAAGUGGAGCGAGCACAGAUUAACAGUUUUGACAGUCUCUGGGGAGAGACAGCCCUGACUGCUGCAGCCGGAAAGGGCAAACUGGAGGUGUGCCGUCUGCUUUUGGAACAAGGUGCAGCAGUGGCCCAACCAAACCGCCGAGGAGCAGUGCCCCUAUUCAGCACUGUCCGCCAGGGCCAUUGGCAGAUUGUUGAUCUUCUACUCACCCAUGGAGCUGAUGUCAACAUGGCAGACAAGCAGGGUCGUACUCCACUGAUGAUGGCCGCUUCUGAAGGCCAUCUAGGAACCGUGGACUUUCUACUUGCACAAGGGGCCUCCAUUGCUCUGAUGGACAAAGAAGGGUUGACAGCCCUUAGCUGGGCUUGUUUGAAGGGCCAUCUCUCAGUAGUACGUUCUCUGGUGGAUAAUGGAGCUGCUACAGACCAUGCUGACAAGAAUGGCCGCACCCCACUGGACCUGGCAGCUUUCUAUGGCGAUGCUGAGGUGGUCCAGUUCCUGGUAGAUCAUGGGGCCAUGAUUGAGCAUGUUGACUACAGUGGGAUGCGCCCUUUGGAUAGGGCCGUGGGUUGCAGGAACACGUCUGUUGUUGUCACUCUCUUGAAGAAAGGAGCCAAAAUAGGUCCAGCCACAUGGGCGAUGGCCACCUCCAAACCAGACAUCAUGAUCAUCCUGUUGAGCAAGCUGAUGGAAGAGGGGGACAUGUUUUAUAAGAAAGGUAAAGUAAAGGAAGCUGCCCAGCGCUACCAGUAUGCUCUGAAGAAAUUCCCUAGAGAAGGGUUUGGUGAGGACUUGAAAACCUUCCGGGAGCUAAAGGUGUCUCUCCUCCUCAACCUCUCUCGAUGUCGAAGGAAGAUGAACGAUUUUGGAAUGGCGGAGGAAUUUGCUACUAAGGCCCUGGAGCUGAAACCGAAGUCCUAUGAAGCAUACUAUGCGAGAGCAAGGGCAAAACGCAGCAGCAGCAGACAGUUUGCAGCAGCCUUAGAGGACCUGAACGAGGCCAUCAAGCUAUGUCCAAACAACCGCGAGAUCCAGAGACUUCUGUUGAGAGUGGAGGAAGAAUGUAGACAGAUGCAGCAGCAGCAGCAGCAGCAGCCACCGCCACCCCAGCAGCCUCCACAGGAGUUACCAGAGGAAGAAACAGAGCCUGAGCCCCACAAUGAAGAUAUAUACUCCGUACAGGACAUAUUUGAGGAGGAAUACCUUGAACAGGAUGUUGAAAACGUUUCCAUUGGCCUCCAGACAGAGGCUCGGCCCAGUCAGGGGCUCCCAGUCAUCCAGAGCCCACCCUCCUCUCCAGCCCAUCGGGACUCUGCCUACAUCUCUAGCUCCCCUCUUGGCUCCCAUCAGGCUUUUGACUUCCGGUCCAAUAGUUCUGUAGGUUCUCCCACUAGGCAAGGCUAUCAGUCCACCUCACCUGCUCUUUCUCCAACUCACCAGAACUCUCAUUACAGGCCUAGCCCACCACACACUUCCCCAGCUCAUCAGGGUGCAUCAUACAGGUUCAGCCCACCUCCUGUAGGAGGGCAGGGCAAGGAAUACCCCAGCCCUCCCCCUUCCCCUCUCCGUAGAGGCCCUCAGUAUCGGGCCAGCCCUCCUGCCGAAAGCAUGAGUGUCUACAGAUCCCAGUCUGGUUCACCUGUGCGCUAUCAGCAAGAAACAAAUGUUAGUCAGCUUCCUGGUAGACCAAAAUCUCCACUCUCCAAGAUGGCCCAGCGGCCCUACCAGAUGCCUCAGCUUCCUGUGGCAGUUCCCCAGCAAGGGCUCAGGCUACAGCCUGCCAAGGCCCAGAUUGUAAGAAGUAACCAGCCCAGCUCAGCAGUUCAUUCAAGCACUGUCAUCCCUACAGGAGCCUAUGGCCAAGUAGCCCACUCGAUGGCCAGUAAAUACCAGUCUUCUCAAGGAGAUAUAGGAGUAAGUCAGAGCCGAUUGGUUUACCAAGGGUCAAUAGGGGGGAUUGUAGGGGAUGGGAGACCUGUGCAGCAUGUCCAGGCCAGCCUGAGUGCAGGUGCCAUCUGUCAACAUGGAGGGUUGACCAAAGAAGAUCUUCCACAGCGACCUUCCUCUGCCUAUCGAGGUGGCAUGAGGUACAGCCAGACACCUCAGAUUGGGCGUAGCCAGUCAGCAUCCUAUUAUCCAGUCUGUCACUCAAAAUUAGAUCUAGAGCGUUCCUCCAGCCAGCUAGGUUCCCCUGAAGUUUCACAUUUAAUCAGAAGACCUAUCAGUGUCAACCCUAAUGAAAUCAAGCCCCAUCCACCAACUCCCAGGCCACUGCUGCACUCACAGAGCGUGGGCCUUCGCUUUUCUCCAUCUAGCAAUAGCAUCUCAUCCACCUCCAACCUAACUCCUACCUUCCGGCCCUCUUCCUCAAUUCAGCAAAUGGAGAUCCCACUGAAACCGGCAUAUGAUAGGUCAUGUGAUGAGCUGUCACCAGUGUCUCCCACUCAGGGAGGUUACCCCAGUGAGCCCACCCGAUCCAGGACCACACCAUUCAUGGGGAUCAUAGAUAAAACAGCCCGGACUCAACAGUACCCCCACCUACACCAGCAGAAUCGGACCUGGGCAGUGUCAUCAGUGGAUACCGUUCUCAGUCCCACAUCUCCAGGCAACUUGCCUCAGCCUGAGUCCUUCAGUCCACCGUCAUCCAUCAGCAACAUUGCCUUUUAUAACAAAACCAACAAUGCACAGAAUGGCCAUUUGCUGGAGGACGACUAUUACAGCCCCCAUGGGAUGCUGGCUAAUGGAUCCCGUGGAGACCUCCUGGAGAGAGUCAGCCAGGCCUCCUCCUAUCCCGAUGUGAAGGUGGCUCGGACUCUACCCGUGGCUCAGGCAUACCAGGACAACCUGUACAGGCAGUUGUCCCGGGACUCUCGACAAGGGCAGACAUCGCCUAUCAAACCAAAGAGACCAUUUGUGGAGUCUAAUGUUUAAAAGACAUCUGUUGGAGUGAGACCCAUAUGUUUUCACUGCACAUUUUCAGGCUUGGUUUCCACAUCUGAGGUAGUUCUCUGGCUUAAUUUCUCAUGUAGUUUCUGUGUGGUGUUCAGAGGUGGCAGCCCACAUGCUGAAAUCCUUUGCAUGCAGCCGACUGGGAAGCUGGCCUCCAGUGAGCCAGGACUUCAGUUUCUCGGGUCUGUGCUCCAGCCACAUGCUCUCUCCCUCUCUUCCAAUGCCAACGAGGAGAUUUUUGUGCCGUGUGCUUUAACCCAGGGAGAUCAGACACACUGGUCAGCUUUUUCCAGGAGACGAUCGCUUUCACUGAUGUUCUUGUUGUGUAAAUGUUUUCUUCCUUUUUAAAAAAUUAAGAUGUUCUUGUUUGUUUUCUUCUAGAACCUUAGGAAGUGUGUCAAGACUCUGUGUCCCUGCAUUCUUACCCAGUGUUAUCCCCAUGGCUAGCCCCAGUCCACUCCUGUGGCAUGGUCUCCCCAGACUCCAGCUCCCUGCAGUCAUCAGGUCUAGAAUAUUCAUUUAUGUUAUUGUUGGUCUUCCCAUGGGGUAAAGGAAUCUAGGGAGUAUGAAAAAGAAAGAAAUCUGUUAAAUUGGAAGGAAACCCCACUAUAAUUAUUUGAAAUGUUACACCACAUUGAUUUUCUAAGAAGCAUUUUGGGAACAUUUAGUAAACAACCAGCCCUUUACAUAAGUUGAUCAGCCAAGGAAAUUCCAUGAGCAUUUUGGGUAUUUUUUAAAGCAUGCACCAAGAGUUAUUCUCUGGGUUUUUAACUAACAAUUAGCCACUAAAAGCUGAUUUUACAAGGCUAGAGGAAGGAAUUGAUACAUAGAAAAGGAGAGAGGGGGAAAAAAAAGAUUGUUCUGGAUUCUCAGUAAAAGAAACCUGUCUUGAAGAAGUCUACUUUUAAAGACCCUGAAGCAGCACAAAGCCGGCCAUUCUGAGGGCUGGCAGGUGCAGUGACCCUAUUAGCUGCAUCUUCACCUAGAGCCAGGCUCUGUCCUGUUGGCUCUCUUUUCCUCAAAUCUAAAUGGUGUUGUGAAGAAACUGCUCCUUCCAGUACCUGCCUGGAUUCUCCUGGGACUGUAAAGCUGACCCCAGAGUUUCCACCCAGGACCACUGCACUCCACGCCAGUUGCUGUCUAAUCCUUUCAAGACCUGUGGUUUCAUUAUCCACUUUUAGAGAAAUCAUUUCUUUUCUGUCUAAGAAUGUUUAGGGGUAAUAUUUGAAAAUCAGAAGCAACAAAAAGUGUAACAGACCCCUUUUAGCCCUGGGCAGGGGCAUGAGACAGACAGUGGCCUCUUCUCCCAUCACUCUCUGCACACCUUCUGGGUCUGGGCUGUUUGCUAACCUGACUUUUAAAGAGCCAAGACCACUAUGAAGUAGACGGAUGAAGAAACCAAAGCCAUAGUGUAGUCCCAUCCCUGGACACACAGCGGCUCUUAAACAAAGCAACUCAACCCAGCAAACUAAACAAGGGAGUGUUGGCCCUGUGUUCUUAGGAAUCACUCUGCUCUUGUCAGUAAAGGGCUACAGGAAGAACAGUUUCCUGAGCAAAAUCCAGCUGUGACCUGCUUGUGAUACAGGUUCUCUGAAAGGACCAGUAAGAUCUGGGAGCAUGAAGCUUGAAUCCGAAAUCUCUCCUUACUAAUCCACCUUCUGCCAAGUAGGUGGACAUCCCCACAAGCCCCCAAGCCAAAACCAGGUCAGGACUCAUCUCUGUGCACAGAACACUUUUCACUCAUCAGACUGCCUCCUCCUCCUCCCAGACCAGAGUAGCCAUCAGUGGUCUCCACCUCUCCCAUCUGGAAGAGGAAGUUUAUAGCUUCAGGAUCAGCCUGUGGUUGAGAGCCCAGCAGCCGCUUGUCAGCACCCUGCCUGGACAGGUCACCUCCCUGUUGGUCUCUUUACAUCAUAUCUGAUUUAAACCAUAUCUAGGGGAGUGCUACAGUCCCUGUUUGGAAUGCCACCAGUAACACCUUUCCUAAGGCCCUGUGGUCUUGCAGAUUUCUACUGCUAGCACUUCCCCCACAGUCCUCAUUUUUCCAGGGGAAAAAAAAAUAUUUGGGGCCUAUAGCCCCACCCAAAAGUUCAGCAGUCAAAAUGCAAUUAUUUUGUAGCCAUCAUAAGAGAAAAUAAGAAUCACUACUGGUCAUGAGUGGUUUUUGACUAGAAAACACCAACAGGAGCUUCUUGAGGCACGAGACAAGGGUCUUUCUUGGAAGCAGACUGCCUGUGCCCUGUUUUGCUACUUCACUGCCAUGGAUUGAUCUUAGUACUGUAUUUUAGAGAUGCCCCUCCCUUCCCAGCAACAAACAUUUGCUGAACACAUGUCUAGCUUCAGGUGGGAGGAAAAUUUUCAAAUGGAACUUGCAAGUUCUGCUCACCCAGUUCACUUCACCCUUGAGUGGAGACAGGUGACAAACUUCAGCCUGUAGGGUUCUCACCAAAAUGUGCUCUGUUUGCCCAGAAUUCUUGCAUUAAUGGGUUUCCAUCACAUCAUGUCUAUAAAUGGGUGCACUUUACUGUUUGAACUCGUAACUCUGAUAAAUAAUGGAUAUUUAAGUGUGAGUAAUGUCUUCAUUAGAAAUUAGAAUCGCUCUUGUCUUUUAGUGUAUUUUUCAACAAAAAAAGGAAAGAAAUCAAGCAGUGGAUCACAACAUUUAUAGCACAAGAAAUAACUGUUGUAUAUAAGCAUCAAAAAUACUAAGAAUUUUUAAAUACGAGAAAAUAUUUGCAGUGAUUUUAAAGUGCUUUUCCAGCAAUUUUCUUAGGGACUCCUGAGACAUGGUUAAUUUAUUUACUGGAUCAGUAAGGCACACAAUUAACAAUUAAAAUUAAUGUUUAUUUACAAAGUAAAGGGAAAACCUGUGUAACAUGAGAAUUUGGCAUGGACAAAAUGGAGAUCAUUUUGUAUCUGCUGUUGUAUCUGUCCGGGUUGCAGACGUGCACUAUUAAAGUCCCAAGUUAAUAGAGCACAACCCCUUCCUGUUCUCCCAGGCACCCUGCUUUCCAGAUGUGUUUAACUUAAACUCGAUGGCUCAGGAAAACUCCGCUAAUUAGAAUCAUGUAGUGUCCCAGGUUGCUGUCCAGAUAUACAAGUUUGCUGAUUUUGGUUAAGCCUGGAUUAUUAAACACUUCUCCUAAAUUAUUGUAAACAGAACAGCUUAGAGAAAGGCGUUUCUCAGUCCUUAUAUUGUAUAGUAGUUUAUGAAACCCCUCUAAAUAUUGGUAUUUUUAUAUUAUAGAGAUAUACCCAAUAGAAAAUUUAAAAACCAGUAUCUAAUUUAAUAUCCAUAGGUAUUUUUCCUUAGAUUUUAGUCAUAUACAGUGGGAUAUAUGGACGUCACUUGUGUUUCACCGUACUCUACCACUAGGUGUCAGUGUGGCUCUGCACCACACUUAGUAGUAGCGAAGAAUGAUUCUGGAGCUGCUGCCAGGGCACCAGGCAGGCCUGUUGUAGACUGAGUUCAGGAAGAAGGGAACAGAGGCCCGGAACGGGUCUUCAUGCAUCCAUGUCACUUGUAGCAAGACAGAUUCUGAACACUACCUGCUUUGGACCUUCAGCCAGGCAGAGGCCGGAAGAAGGUUAAAUAGAAUUCCCUUCCCGGGAGAAUGGGAGUGUCGAGGAGCCUUAUCUUCCCCAUGACCAUCCCUCCUCAGUUCUGCUCAGCCUCCAACUUUUAUAACUCCAGAAGUAUCAUGGUUGGGUGGUUUGAUUAAAGAUAGUUAUUUUUCUACUGCAGAAAUGCCUUGGACAAAACCCGUUGUUCACUGAAUCUUUGCCACAUAAUGGAACAGGCUCCCCCAGGGGGCAGGACACACUGCCCCUGUGCCCGUCUCCUGUUGAGGCUCCCAGUGCUCAGCAGCCUCACCCACCCUGCCUGUCUGCCCUUGGGCUGCCCAGUUCUCAAGAAGCGGCCUGCUGCUUCUCUCCGAGAGCCAUGCUGCCCUGCUGCGCGCUUGCUGGGAGGUGUGACUUCUCCUUUUCCUCUGGGAAUUCCAGACCGACCAUCUACCAUGACUAACAAUGAACAAAGGGCUUAGGGGUAAGAGCUACCUACAAAGACGUGUCAUGGAAACCUUCACCAUGCAAUGCCUUGAACUCAGCUCUGGCUGCUUCCAAGAAAAGGUGGCUGGCUGGGGGCCUGGACACAAGCACAACGGGGCUGGUGGAGCCACUGUGCAGAGCUACUUGAAUAUUCACUGGGUCUUCAUCAACUCUUUUUGUAAUACAGACCACUCAAGGGCUGAAGUGUUGGUAACCUUCAUUUCGGUGUCCAAUGCCUCACAGCAGCUGAGCCACCCUGAGAUGCUUGUGGCCAGUGAUGGCCACAGUCAGAGCUUUGAAAGUCAGUACCAAAUGAACGUAUAAUUGGACACCAAAAAUCAAGUGUUGCUCUCAUGUUUCCUUACCCUGUCAUCUCAUUUCUUCCUGCUGACUGUGAGCCCUACACUAAGCUGACCAGUCAGGCUGCAGCUGGCUGCACGAAGAUGCCAGUGCCGUUCUCCUGGUUUCAGACAGACCUACUCUGGGGGAAGGAAGUGGCCCAGCGGCUUUGUUCCUGUAGCACUCGAUGGCUGAAUAUUUCCUUUGCUAGUCACUAACCAGAAAAAUCCGGCUAGGACUCAACUCCCUUCAGUCCCCAGGAUGAGACAGUUAAUUCUGGAAAAUUCAGUACUUGAAUGUACCUGCCUUACUGUGUACCAAUUUACUGGGGGGAAAGAAAAAAGGAGUUAGAGAGGCCAGCUCCAGAUCUCCACUUCAUUCACAGGUUAUUUUGGAAAUCCUGUAAGUUAUACUUCCUGUCCUGGUUUCUUGUUUUUGUUUUGACCACGCGGCUGAUUCCUGCUGAGUGGGGCCAGCUCCUUGUCGGGCUCAGGGCAGGUGCCAUUCUCAGGCAUGGCCUCCUUUCCAUCUAGCACAGCAUCUGUGUCUCUCUGUUCUGUCUCCUCCAAAUCCAAGAUGAUUUUAAUUAGUACAGACCUGUACAGUCUACAAUUAAAGAGUGAUUUGUACUAAUAUGAUUUUGAUUAUUCCUCUUUGCUGUCCUUUCAAGACACUUGCUGGAAAAAGCUUUAAUGCACUUAGUUUUCCUUUAGGUUUUCUAUAACUCAGAUGUAAAGGACUUUCUCUGUACAGUAUAUUAUCCAAUGCAUGUUUGUUCUCUAUCCUGAUAUAUUGAACACCACACAGUUGUGAACUCGUGCAGUGGGGAUGCCCACACCCAGCGGAGGCCUCCAGCCCCAUGUAUAAGGAAGACAUUUUCCUUUGCUGUAUUUGCUUGAACAGUUUUAUUGUCUGUACAUGUGAGCUGUGUGAGAUAGAUGUGAAAAGUUCAAAUGAAUGCAUUUUCCUGCCCCAUGUAUACAGAGCGUCAUCUGUACAAUGAACUGUAUGUACGAAAGCAAAUGUACUUAUUUAUAAAUGGUCAACACUUGGAGAAA
Molecule: messenger RNA, 12043 nt
Organism: Nannospalax galili (Upper Galilee mountains blind mole rat)
Lineage: Eukaryota; Metazoa; Chordata; Mammalia; Rodentia; Spalacidae
Gene: Tanc2
Product: tetratricopeptide repeat, ankyrin repeat and coiled-coil containing 2
Exons: 27
Coding region: 372-6578 (2068 amino acids)
Biological process (GO): regulation of dendritic spine morphogenesis
Cellular component (GO): dendritic spine
Molecular function (GO): protein binding
Source: RefSeq, a predicted model, not a curated record